AUGACGGCAAAGGUUUCGUCGGGUCGGCACCCCGUCUGCCACCUUGACGAAUUCAUUAGAGGCAAAAGAGAUCCCUACUGGCUUAACUGCGAAGACGAGAAAUAUGCCUGGAUCUCGCAAGAUGGGUCACGUUUCGCCAAUGCAGCAAACGGCGUCGAUUACCAUGGAGAGCCAACGCGGACUCCAAUGAAUGAUGCGGACAAUAAUAUUAAGCUCUACUGGGAUGCAUUCUCCACCGCCCCCGGGACUAUCCUCCUCAACUCCCUCUCAAAAGCCUCUUUCUCCUCGGCACUCCACGUCUCAAACACCGCCCCAAAAAGUGAUAACAGCCUUGCCAAGACUUCAGCCUGCAAAGCACCCAACAUCCUCUUUUUGUCCAUCGCACCCCCCCAAACCACCAAAGUUAAAAUGCACAAUGCUAUAUUUCAGGCGCCGGCGAUACCA
Pseudogymnoascus destructans is the source of this 444-nucleotide messenger RNA. RefSeq lists its product as uncharacterized. The transcript is spliced from 2 exons. The annotation marks the transcript as partial. The record is from RefSeq and is a predicted model, not a curated record. NCBI's taxonomy places the organism in Eukaryota, Fungi, Ascomycota, Leotiomycetes, Thelebolales, Thelebolaceae.